AUGAUCCACCUGGCUUCACAGCAAAAGGAUGAGGAUGGAGAGACGGAACCUGGGCUGGUCUUCUGGGCUUACUCUUUGACACCGCCGCUGUCUGCAUCAGUCUAUCCUGUAUCAGGCUUUGUCAAACGAGCUAUUGAAUUCUCCUAUGCUUUUAGCGUUAAGAAGACAGAGCAGUUAUCUGAAAUGACUGAAGUGAAAAUCUUAACUCAAACUGUGAUGCCUUGUCAACCAAAACAGCAUGAAUCAGAAGCAAAAAAAGAAAGGAUCAAAUACAGCAGAGAUUUCCUUCUGAAACUUUCAAGUGUUUCUCUCUCUCAGAAGAAGCCAGAGUUUCUUCCUGAUCAUCCAAUUGUACUUGAAAAGCCAGAAAAGAGCAACCCUUGUAUUGACAUAUGCAAGAAGUGA
This is a messenger RNA of Pygoscelis adeliae (Adelie penguin), 405 nucleotides long. It is a transcript of the gene CUNH8orf88, whose product is annotated as chromosome unknown open reading frame, human C8orf88. NCBI's taxonomy places the organism in Eukaryota, Metazoa, Chordata, Aves, Sphenisciformes, Spheniscidae. The transcript is spliced from 5 exons. Gene Ontology annotation, cellular component: cytoplasm. Gene Ontology annotation, biological process: negative regulation of translational initiation. The record is from RefSeq and is a predicted model, not a curated record. Bases 1 to 405 code for a protein of 134 amino acids. Gene Ontology annotation, molecular function: eukaryotic initiation factor 4E binding.